AUGUUUCAAUUCUGCCUACUCUCAGGUCCCGCAGCCUCGGAGUCUUCUGCACCGCGGCACAGGAAGUUCAGAGCAUGUUUUGGAGAAGAGGGUACGCCCGAUGAGGGUGUCGCUGCCCCGGAGGGAACUUUGGUGAUCUGGGGCGGUGCGACAAGUGUUGGCAUGGCUGCUGUUCAGUUUGCCCGGGCAGCGCGAGUGUCUUCCAUCAUAGCCAUUGCCUCAUCUAAGCGACACGAAUAUCUGAAGAUACUGGGUGCAACCCAGUCCUUCGACUACAACGAUACAGAUGUAAUCGAAAAGGUCAAAUCAGCCUUGCAAUCAACCAGCGGAACAAUCUGGGCCUUUGACGCGCUUGGAUCUCCCGAAUCCCAAGUCCUACUAAAGAAAGCGAUUCCUCAACACGAUAGAACUGUUCUGGCUUCAGUGCUGUUGGGCGGCGAUCCAGAGUAUAAAGCAAUCAUGGGGGCACGUCGUUUCGAUGUCGAGUUCGAGUUGCCCGGGGGCCAAAAGGUCGUCUGGCCAAAGGACAUGGCUGCUGCUGAUAGACAUUGGAGGGGCUUUCGCUGGGCUGUUGAGAAUUAUGGUGCCCCCGGCGGGUAUGUGCCAGCGCCUGUUCGGGUCUUUGAAGGGUCUGGAGAAGAUGCCAUCAAGGAGGUAUAUAACGUGAAGAACAUGAGCACUUUCGGAAAGUUGGUGCUCAAGCAUCCUUUGAAGUGAAGUUCCUAUCUAG
Messenger RNA from Fusarium odoratissimum NRRL 54006, 730 nucleotides. RefSeq lists its product as uncharacterized. Bases 1 to 717 code for a protein of 238 amino acids. The record is from RefSeq and is a predicted model, not a curated record. NCBI's taxonomy places the organism in Eukaryota, Fungi, Ascomycota, Sordariomycetes, Hypocreales, Nectriaceae. Gene Ontology annotation, molecular function: oxidoreductase activity, acting on NAD(P)H. The transcript has 2 exons.